Messenger RNA from Glossina fuscipes, 1613 nucleotides. RefSeq names its product myeloid leukemia factor (gene Mlf). The transcript has 5 exons. The record is from RefSeq and is a predicted model, not a curated record. Gene Ontology annotation, cellular component: cytoplasm; nucleus. NCBI's taxonomy places the organism in Eukaryota, Metazoa, Arthropoda, Insecta, Diptera, Glossinidae. The coding region runs from base 165 to 1292 and encodes 375 amino acids. Gene Ontology annotation, biological process: regulation of DNA-templated transcription.
UUAUAAGUAUUAACUUUUAGAAAUUUCUGGGCAUUAAUUUUUUAUAGAAAAAACUAGAUAGGUAUCCGACAUAAAAUUGUUUCGUGGAGCGGAAAACGCAAGUCUAGAUCGAGCAAAAUCAUUACAAUUUAUCCAUAUAAAUAAAAUAGAAAGAAGAAAUAGAAAUGUCGCUAUUUUUGGGAGAUUUUGACGAUGACAUAUUUGGAAAUCAUAUGAAUGCGAUGAAUAUGCAAAUGCGUUCAAUGAAUCGACUAAUGAAUUCCUUAAUGCCUGAUCCAUUUAAUAUGCUGACACCUUUUGACUCAAGUUUCCAGCAAAAUGCUCUAAUGGAGAGGCAGAAUAACCCCAAUGUAGGUGGCUUAUUUGGUUUUCCUGGCAUGCCCAACAUGAAUCGCUUGUUGAGCGCUGACAUCGGUUCAAAUGGAGCCUCUUAUUGCUCAAGUUCUGUUAUAACUAUGUCCUCUGGGCCGGAUGGCCGUCCACAAAUUUAUCAGGCAACGAGCAGUACCAAGACUGGUCCUGGCGGCAUACGAGAGACACGCCGCACGGUUCAGGAUUCCAUGAAUGGUGUAAAAAAAAUGGCAAUUGGUCAUCAUAUCGGAGAACGGGCGCAUAUUAUUGAGAAAGAGCAGGACUUACGAUCCGGUCAGCUAGAAGAACGUCAAGAAUUUAUAAACCUUGAGGAAGAACAGGCAGAAGAUUUUGAUCGAGAAUUUACAACUAAAGCCCGUGGGGUUAGCAGCGUACGGAAUACUGGCUACGCUAGCAUCGAGGCUGCACCACAGCAAACUUUAACCAUUGAAUCUUUAGAUGAUGAUGAGAAUGGGGAAAUGGAGCAGCAGUCGUUAGGUCGUCAGAAAUUAUCCGCUACCCAUAACAGUCGCAGGCAGUUGCCAGCGCUACCAGCACCGCAAAUUCAACCGCAGAAUAGCUUUUGCGAAUCCGCUGUCGAAAUGCUGCCGUCGCCAUCGAUAUCUUCUUCGACCACAACACCAAUAUCGACUUCUUCGAAUGCUGUUGGCAAUCAGUUUAAUGACACCGUACGUCAAGCUUAUCGCGACAGUAGUUUAGUUGGACGUAGAUCCCUGCGUACACUGUCUUCAUCGUCUUUAGCUACAACCUCUACAACUUCCAGCCAUAGCAUGGCAUCAGCCAAAAGCGUACAUCCCCAUCCUUAUCAUACGUCGGCAGCCAGACGUAAUCACCGUGCAAAGCAACACUCCAAACAACAGCAACAUAAUUCAGGAAAGUCGGCCAAUCAAAAGGAUUUAAAGGAACAACAUAAACAAUAGAUUUUCCUUAAUACGAAGCAAGAGAGAAUUAAAUAUAUUUUUAUUUUUCUUUUAGAUUUUUGCAUUCUCGAGAUAAAGUUUUUCAAAGUUUUUGAAGGACUAAAUUCAAAAUUUAAAAAUUUAUCGUUAAAAUUUGAUCCCUUAAUAUUAGUGACGGUUUAAGUAUGUUGAGCAAAUCUAUUAGGGUAAAAGGCAAAAAUAUGUCUGCAUAUUUUUAAUUAACUGUUCAAUAUUGUCUAUAGCGUCAGCAUCCGUCAAUUUUCGUCAAAUAAUCGGCUACCGUGUGCACAAUAUUUGUUCAGUUAAUAUACUAUGUUAUGU